AUGGCUGUUCUGUGGCUGCUGCUGCUAGUGGGGCUGCCCAUGUUCUUACUGGGAGUUUUUAUAUGGGCUGUGGUAAAGCAUUUUCUCACAGCAAAAAUUCCUUCCUCUUUAAAGCAUCCAGUCAAGUUAAGGUGUAUGCAUUGUGUGAUGCUCUUCGUUAUCGCCUUGGGUAAUAUAUUAGAGAAACUGAGAAUCUGCUCUAUGCCUGGUUUCAUUUCAUUUAUUCAUGAUUUACUGCCCAUAAAGAAGGACCCUACCUUAGUGGUUACCAACAUGCAUUUUGGAACAAUCCCUGUGAGACUGUUCCAGCCCAAGGCAGUGUCCUCCAAUCUCCGGAGAGGCAUCAUCUUCUUCCAUGGAGGGGGUUCCAUUUUUGGUAGCCUGGACCUUUACCAUAACCUGUGCAGUUUCCUGGCCAGGGAGACAGACUCAGUGCUCCUUUCAGUAGGGUACCGCAAGCUUCCUGUCUGCCAUCACCCUGCCACUUUUAAGGAUUGCCUGAAUGCCACCAUCCUCUUUCUGAAGGCCCUGGAAACCUAUGGAGUGGACCCAUCUCGGGUGCUGCUCUGUGGAGAGAGCUUUGGAGGUUGGAUUGCAGCCUCUAUCACCCAGAUCUUGGUCAGUAACCCUUGUCUUCCCCAGAUCCGGGCUCAAGUCUUGAUUACUCCAAUUUUACAGGUCAUUAAUUUACUUUUACCAUCUCAACAACAGAAUAAAAAGAUCCCAUUUCUUACCAAGGACUUCCUGAUUACACUUCUGUGUAAAUACCUGGCCAUUGACCACUCUUGGAGUGAUUCCAUAGAUACAGGUGCUGUUAUACCUCUGGACAAGUGGAAGAAAUACAGAAAAUGGCUCAGUUCUGACAAUAUUCCCAGACAUUUCUGGAGACAAGACACACAACCUGAGUUUCUUGGAUGUUUUAAUGAGGCUGCCUAUCUAGAAGCACAACACAUUUUUGAUACAGAAAUUUCAAUUGUCAUCGCAGAUGAUAAGACCAUUGCUCAGCUUCCUGAGGCAUUCCUAGUGAGCUGUGAGUAUGACAUACUUCGUGAUGAUACCUUGCUUUACAAGAAGCGCUUGGAAGACCAGGGCAUUCCUGUGACCUGGCACCACGUGAUCGAUGGCUUUCAUGGAUGCCUAGUACUGUUUGAUAGAAAGUUUCUGUCUUUCCCCUGCUCCAUGGAAAUAGUAAACACUACUGUCAAUUACAUAAAUAGCAUAUGA
Apodemus sylvaticus (European woodmouse) is the source of this 1224-nucleotide messenger RNA. RefSeq names its product arylacetamide deacetylase-like 4. Gene Ontology annotation, molecular function: hydrolase activity. Bases 1 to 1224 code for a protein of 407 amino acids. The record is from RefSeq and is a predicted model, not a curated record. The transcript is spliced from 4 exons. Lineage: Eukaryota; Metazoa; Chordata; Mammalia; Rodentia; Muridae.